Messenger RNA from Penicillium arizonense, 1818 nucleotides. RefSeq lists its product as uncharacterized. Bases 1 to 1818 code for a protein of 605 amino acids. Lineage: Eukaryota; Fungi; Ascomycota; Eurotiomycetes; Eurotiales; Aspergillaceae. The transcript has 8 exons. The record is from RefSeq and is a predicted model, not a curated record.
AUGCGUGUCGCUCUUCUUACCCUUUUGAGCGGUGCUUUGGUCAAUGCCCUCGCUGGAGAAGAAGCUCUAGAAAAGUGGGGUGGGCCUAGAGGUGGAGAUAAGGUUUCCCAUGGGGGCAACAAUAUUGGGAAUGGGGAUGGUGGUGGGAUUAACAUCAGCACCGGGGGUGGUGACAUUGGGGACAUUGGGGUUGGAGUUGGGGGUGGGAGUGGCUGCGACCCGGCGGCUUGUGACGCUAAAUGUCGGAGAUUAGGUGACCAAUCAGGUUACUGCGACAACGGUAGUGAAUCUCCUAGUUUACUUGGACUUGUUCUAGGGCAAACUACGCCAGGCUGCAUUUGUGUCCCAAACCCGUCAGAUUGUGAACCCCCUUCUUCUUCUUGUAACGGGCAAUGUUGCGCGUCCGGCCUGACCUGUUGCAAUGGGGCCUGCACCGACCUCCAGAACACUUCCAAUAACUGUGGCACUUGUGGGAACACUUGUGCGGCAGAUGAGGUAUGCUGCAGUGGAGCCUGCACCAAUCUUCAGACUAGUUCUGAUAACUGUGGCACCUGUGGAAACACUUGUGCGGCAGAUGAGGUAUGCUGCAGUGGAGCCUGCACCAACCUCCAGAGUACUCCCGGUAGCUGUGGCACCUGUGGAAACACUUGUGCGGCAGAUGAGGUAUGCUGCAGUGGAGCCUGCACCAAUCUUCAGACUAGUUCUGAUAACUGUGGUACUUGUGGGAAUACUUGCCUUGAGACAGAGACUUGCUCAUCAGGCUCCUGCAUAUGCGCAGUCUUUCCAGGUUUCCAGCAACAGAUCAAAUCCCCUGUGACCAGGCCAGUUGAUAUUGCCAUUGGUGACUUUAAUGAAGAUCAGUAUCUUGAUAUUGUGACUCCAAAUGGCAAUGGUAAUUCUGUGAAUCUCUUGCUAGGAACUGGAUCAGGGAGCUUCCAGCCACCAAUUGCAUUCACUGUGCAGCAGAACCCACAAGCUGUUGCAACAGGCGAUUUCAAUGAAGAUGGAAAUCUUGACAUUGUGGCUACAAAUGUCAAUAGUAUGUCUGUGAGCCUCUUGCUAGGGACCGGAUCAGGAAGUUUCCAGGCACAGACCACAUUUACCGUGGGGACCUUCCCAAGAGGUAUUGCAGUGGGUGAUUUUAACGAAGAUGGGCAUUUUGAUAUCAUAACUGUGAACCAGGGCAGCAGCACAGUGAGUCUAUUAAUCGGCAAUGGACUAGGGAGCUUCCAGGCGCAGACCACAUUCCCUGUGGGUGCAAGUCCAUGGGAUGUUGCAGUAUAUGACAUUAAUGAAGAUGGCUAUCUUGAUGCGGUGGUGACAAGUCUCAAUGGUAACUCUGUCAGCGUCCUACUAGGGACUGGAUUGGGAGGUUUUGAGCCGCAGGUCAUUUAUCCUGUAGGGAAUGGACCGUUCGCGGUUGCAAUAGGCGACCUUGAUGGAGAUGGCUUUGUUGACAUCGUGACUGCGAAUCGGUUUGGGAAUUCAGUGAGCGUUUUGAUUGGGGAUGGAUUAGGAGGCUUUGAGCCGCAGGUCAUUUAUCCUGUGGGGAAUUCACCAAGGGGGGUUUCAGUGAGCGAUCUUAACGAAGAUGGCUAUAAUGACAUCGUGACUACGAAUGAGCACACCAACGACGUGAGUGUGUUGUUGGGGAUCGGAUCGGGCAGUUUCCAGCCACAGGUAACAUUUCCUGUGGGAGCUCUCCCACAAGCUGUUGCAACAGCCGAUUUCAACCAAGAUGGCUACAUUGACAUCGCGACCGGCAAUGCCAAUGAUAAUUCCGUGAGCGUCUUGUUAGGGAAGGCUUGUGGCACUUAG